Molecule: messenger RNA, 2694 nt
Organism: Colletotrichum scovillei
Lineage: Eukaryota; Fungi; Ascomycota; Sordariomycetes; Glomerellales; Glomerellaceae
Exons: 1
Coding region: 1-2694 (897 amino acids)
Source: RefSeq, a predicted model, not a curated record
AUGGACAAUGAACUUGACUCGCUACGUCGUCGGAGGACACAUCACCGCCAUACAUUCCCAGUACAAGAGCCACGGUUUUCCUCGGCACUGGGUUCUGUCAAAGACUUCCUGACUCCCCUUUUUCCAACUGCGGGUAGUCGACAGAAAGAAGACACAGAAUUGGGGAUGAGUUUACUGCGUUCGGGCGAGUCAACAUCUCAUGAGAACAUCGAUCCCGUCGACCACAGUCCGGCGACUAGGGAAGAAAGCGACUCUUAUCAGCCCGGAGGAUCAACGGAACAGCCAUCGCACUCUGCUUCAGAACCUCAACCGAGUGUCCCGGAAGCCCAAUCGGAGAAUGUUCCCAUCAAUUCAGAAGCAAACCAUCGCUUACCGGAAGCUGGAUCAACGGAACAGCCAUCGUACUCUACCUUAGAGUCUCAACCGAGUAGAUCCGAAGCCCAACCGGACAAUGUUUCGAGGAAUUCAGAAGCAAGCCAUCGCUCACCGAAAGCAAAACACAUCACGAGAAGCCGCUGGGCCCAGUACGGUCAUGGGUGGCUCAUCCAUGCACCUGCCUUGUUCAUGACCAUAGCCAUUGUUGUCAUUGGCUCUCGAGACUUCUAUUGGUAUCCCGAAAAUGGACCUCUCAUCAGGGACUACCGCAUCGAUGCUGAUACCAUCAGCAACGUUUUACAACUUGUAGCCAAGAUACACGAGCUUCUCAUUAUCGCAUCGAUGUCCUCGUUAGCUCUAGCUAUGUUCCGUCGAUGUUUAGUUACCCAGAGCGUUGGCUUAGGGUUCUUAACAGGUAGCUACCGGAUUGGAGACCUUGCGUACAUUGGAUCCACAGCAUUCUGGCGUCAGGGUAUUGACUUGUCGAACCCCUGGGGAAUUCUUUUGCCUGCCUUCGUUGUGUUUGCCACACUCAUGUCAACCAUAGUUGGGCCUGCUUCUGCUGUUUUAUUAGUACCAACGCUUGCUUGGUAUAACAUCGAUGCUUCUGUGGCUUUCAGUAAAGUCAAGCUUCCGCUUGUAUACGCAUGGAAUAAGGAUAAUGUUUGGCUCCCGGCUCGCCUCGAUGCGCCUGAUAUAUGCGACGGAGUCGAAGGCAUAUACCUCCCUUACUGUCCCGCUGGAGGAUAUUCAGAGAUAUCAAGCUGGCUCCUAGACUACGCUGCUACGGACUUGACGAACAACCUUACGUUUCAUUCUCCGUCCGCUGAAUUACGGAGGCAACUCGUUUUCACCCAGGCCAACUACACCCAGGACACCAGCUCGGUCACUCUCUGCACUAGCCCUCUGCAUUUCCUCACAGGUAGUAUGGGCCUUUUACAGAAGUACAUCGAUAGCUCAGAUGUUGGUCAGUUAUCUAAGGAACCCAGAUACCGCCUUCAAACUGUGACCAGGAACCCUAGCGAAUCAGCGUCACAGAAUGAGUCGAUACUGUACCAGGCAUUGAUACAAUCCAAAUGCACAAUUCACGACAAGGAUGCAUUGAUUGAGGACAAAAAUCCUGUUUAUUAUCCUGUUCAAUCCCUUAAUUGCUUCGGUGACAACCUUUGCAAAAAGAUCCAAGCUGGCAGACCCAAGUUCGGCAAAAAUUGGCUGACAGACCACAAAUUUGACAACCAGUCAGUUUCCAGCACAUUUUUCGUGUGGCAACCCAAUGAUCCUACUGUAUUUAUAGAUGGGCAAAUUCCUGAUGCUUUAUUCGGAAAGCCGAAAGCCAUUAUCUUUCUGUGCAACUUACACGCAAGCUGGAUUCGGUCGAAUUUCUCUGUGGAUGCUAGCUUUAGCGAUGCAUUGCAAUCAUCGCUCAGUAACAAAAGUCACAUGAGGGACUUGUUCCACAACAAAAGUUUCGAAGACGCGAAGACUUUUAGGUUUCAUAAACGUUGGUUCGAGGCACUCAAUCCAGGUGUGAACGGCACAUUACCGGCAGUGAAUCGCCUUGUCCAGAACUUUUCUUCUAAAGAGAAGCAGAAUGGCACCACAUUACCGGCGAUGGCACCCAGCAAGGAUAACGAUACCGCAGCUGAGAUAUUCUUAGCAAAAGUCUUUGGGGUCUAUCUCACUGAAGGAUUGUCCCGGAGCACAUAUCCAUACAGAAGUACACGUCUGGUAUUGAAGAACAUCAAGGAUCAACUCGAAUAUAUAGACCUCGAUCAGAAGUACGGAAACCGUGGCGGCAGGCACGUGUUAACAGCUUCCAACGAUACGGGGUUCUAUCUAGACAAAUGGAACAAUCGGACCGACAAGAAGAAUGGAACUUUGGAAGAUUUCACCAAAAAUGAAUUACAUAUUCAUUUGACCACCCAGCGGCAUGGAUACGGGUCCGGUCAAAAACGUCCCACGCUGCUAUGGGCUCAAGCCGUCAUGUUCAUUUAUCUGGGCAUCAUCGCAACCUAUGGUUUGUGUAUAGGUUGCAUGAGUCUAGCCGAGCUCUUUGAAAUCAAGGUGGGCGAAAAGCCAAUACGUGUCUUGAGUAUUAUACCCUGGUCAGACUUGCAGGACCUAAUACUUCUCGCACUGAGAACGCCGGUUCCGGAGGACGAGGAUCUGGUAGAUGCUGGGGCAGGCGCCACAUCUAGCAAGGCCUGGGAGAAGACCGUUUGGGCUGGAGCGGAUAGCGAUCUCAAAGUGCAGUUGAUGUUUGGAGAGCCUGAAGGGGAAAAAAGGUUGAAUUUGAACCACCAGAAGCAGUACUUUUAG